Messenger RNA from Lotus japonicus, 1722 nucleotides. RefSeq names its product pentatricopeptide repeat-containing protein At5g39710-like. The coding region runs from base 1 to 1722 and encodes 573 amino acids. Gene Ontology annotation, molecular function: protein binding. The transcript has a single exon. Lineage: Eukaryota; Viridiplantae; Streptophyta; Magnoliopsida; Fabales; Fabaceae. The record is from RefSeq and is a predicted model, not a curated record.
AUGAAGCUCCUCCUCCGUCUUUCAUUCAACGGCGUGUUGCGGCGGCCGAGCGUUAACACUUACAACGUCGUAAUGAUCCGCGGCUUCUCUGGGAACUCAGAAUCAGAAUCAGAAUCGAAGGCUUACGCGGCUCGGAUUCUAUGGAGAUGCAGCCAGGAGCGUGUAGAUGAGGCUCAUAAGGUUUUGAGUCAAAUGAUUGAUACUGGGUUUUCUCCCUCGGUUGAUACAUACAACCACAUUAUUCAUGGCUAUUGCCGUGAUAACAGGUUUCAUGAGGCUCUGGGGAUUUUGAGUCAAAUGAUUGAUACUGGGGUUUCUCCCUCGGUUGCUACAUACAACCACAUCAUUCAUGGCUAUUGCGCUCAUAAGAGGGUUCAUGAGGCUCUGGGGAUUUUGAGAACCAUGCCUCACACACCUGAUGCUCUUACUUAUGACAUUAUAAUUCAUCAGUUUUGCAAACUCCACGACCUCGACAAGGCCUUUCAAAUCAAGGCGGAGAUGCUCAACAAUGGCAUCUUGCCUAAUCUUUACACGUAUGAGACGCUUAUUCACGCCCUGUGCCCGCUUCAAAGACUGUCUCAAGCCUUUCAUCUCUUCUGCGAGAUGCUGCGCAGGGGUCUGUUGCCGCGUGACCGCACUUAUAAUACUUUGAUCAAUGCUUAUUGUCUUCAAGGACAAUUCAGUAAGGCUUUUCAAAUCCAUCAUCAACUGUUACUACACAAUGCUGAUUUUGUUUCUGCCUUUUCGCCAUCUCUUGUUACAUACAAUGCACUUAUUCAUGGCUAUUGCUUUCUCGGGAGGCUUCAGGAGGCGCUGGGGAUUUUGAGGGGCAUGCCUCAGAUGGGAUUGUCCCCUGAUGGUGUUAGUUAUAACCCUGUUAUAUCCGCGUUAUGCCGAAUCCGGGAGCCGGGGAAGGCCUUUGAUUUGAAGUUUGAGAUGGAUGAAAAGAGCAUCGGUCCGUUGGAUGAAGACACCAAUGAAUCACUUAUGGAACAACUGUCGGAUGAGGAUACUUAUUCUAGUUUGAUGAAUGAAUAUUUUGCUCAAGGUAACUUGGAAAAGGCUUAUCAGUUGGAAGUUGAAGUGGAUCACGAUCGUUACAUGCUACCUUGUGUUACCAUGAGUGUGUUUUUGAAUGGACUUAACAAGAAAGCUAGGACAAGCGAAGCUAAGUGGAUUCUUCUGCGCAAGAUUUUUGAUUGGUGUUCGCGAUUUCCAACUUAUAUAAUAUAUGAUACCCUGAUAGAGAACUGCAGUAAUGAUGAAUUUAAGAGCGUGGUAGGGCUUGUCAAAGGCUUCAGCAAGAGGGGUUUAGUGAGUAAAGCAGCCAGAGCUCAUGACACAAUGCUCGAAGGGAAUUAUAAGCCAGAUGGAGCAGUUUAUAAUUUAUUAAUAUUUGAUCAUUGUAGAUGCCUUAAUGUUCGUAAGGCCUAUAAUAUGUACAUGGAGAUGGUGCAUUAUGGUUUUGUUCCUCAUAUGUUCUCUGCACUUGCUCUUAUUAAGGCUCUACAUUAUUGCGGAAGGCAGAAUGAGAUGAGUUGGGUAAUUCAAAACACAUUGAGGAGCUGUAAUCUCAAUGAGUUUGAGCUACCUAAAGUACUUAAUGAAAUUGACUUCCCGAAAUGUAAAAUUAAUGCUCUUUUGGAUGUACUAGCUGAAAUUGCCAUGGAUGGCCUGUUACUUGAUGGUGGAAAGUGUUCAUAUGCCUCAGCAAGAACCUAA